This is a messenger RNA of Anopheles coustani, 7189 nucleotides long. RefSeq names its product ectopic P granules protein 5 homolog (gene Epg5). The transcript has 14 exons. Gene Ontology annotation, cellular component: cytoplasm. Gene Ontology annotation, biological process: autophagosome maturation. Lineage: Eukaryota; Metazoa; Arthropoda; Insecta; Diptera; Culicidae. The record is from RefSeq and is a predicted model, not a curated record. The coding region runs from base 1 to 6834 and encodes 2277 amino acids.
AUGGUUGAUUUGCAACGUAAAGAUAACAACAGGUGGUCCCGGAUGGACCUGCUACAAAAGCUGAAGUCGUAUGGCAGACUUCACCAUCAGCUCACCGGUCCAUUCGUCGAGCAAAGAAAGACCACGCAGGGCAAGCUGACACACCUGGAAGACGAAAUAUGGAGCCUCGAGGAGCGCGUUUUCGAGGCAACCGGUGUGUGCCAAGAUCGGCGGGAAGUUAAGGCUAAAGUCAAGCGCACAUUCGCUGUUUACGACGGGUCUCGCGGCGAGUCAGUGCUGCAAACGCUGUCGACCACCCUUGAUGAGCAGAUAAAGGGAGAAAAGGCUGCCAGCAUGGAGCGGCAGUACCUGCGGACGGAUUUGCAGCACUACUUUGCCCGCACCUUUGGCCAGUCGGACUACGAGGAGCGAACGGACAUUAUUACGGUGCUGGCGGAGGUGUUGCGGAUCGAAGCGGCCAGCCAGUCCUGCACGUUGCGCGAAAGUUGCCCUUACCAGCGGGAUCUUCGUUCGUGGUUCCGUUUUGUGUGCGGUCGUUUUACGCAAAACGCGAACAUUCAUUAUCGGCUGUUCGUCCUGUGCCAAGUCCUGCGGCUGCCUGGUGGUAUAAAGUCUUGGGCCGUAGAUCUGGUUCAAUUUAUACCGAUAGCAGACAACUUGGACGAGGCACUGACACUUCAAGAAUUGCGGAAAACGCUAACCCUUGUUGAUGUUAUGAUGCGCCCGGUUGUACAGCGUAACUCGCUCUUCCGUUCCGCUGGUGCGUUGGAUGAGGAAGAACAGUUCACCUGGGUCGAUAGCGAUGGUGAGGGCGAAGAUGCCACCGUCGAACGCAUGCUUCACCCGCUCACGGAGGACGACAUGAACGCAUUACUGGACCAGCUGCCAAUCUCAACAUUAAUGCAGACGCUCAAAAAGUUCAUGUUGAAUACCAACUGCCUUUACGGUAUCGUCACCGCCGCCGAGUUCACCCAGACGCUGCUGACCGGAUGUAGCACCUACGGCUCGCUCGAUCGAUACCGUAAUUUCACCAAACGCCUGGGACGACUCAUCGAUCACACCGUCUCGUAUACAAACUGGCUACUGGAGGAGCCGCUACGACGAGCCCAACUGUAUCCGCUCAGCCAGGGGCACAUGGUGGUCGAGUACAACAAGUUUUUUUACGAAACUGUCAGCGAGCUGUACCGGGUGCGUACCAAUGCCCUUUGGCAGUACCUAGUGUCGCUUCCAUUCGACAAGCUGACGCAAAAGACCGUUGGGCGCAUUUUUAACGAGCUCAUAUCAGGGCAGCUCGGUGAAUCAUCUGUACUGAUGGAUCAUACGUAUCACACUCGCAACCACGAACAGCCUGAGAACGUACUAAAAGAACUCGGAAACGAUGAAUUUUAUUACGUUCUAAUGUUGAUGACCAACAUAGCUGUUGCGCAGAAGGUGCACAGUGACCGGUUUGAGUUCGUCUGCAAAAUAGCUGACACGUUAAUGAAGCUUCUCAUCACCGUUGAUCCAUGCGAGCAAUUAAAGAUACAAUACGUUCUUGAUCAGCUGCGUGUGAUGAUCAGCAACUAUCCCCAGUUGAUCUCAACCGGUCUUCAGCUGUUCGACUGGAAUCGUUCGAAGCUAGUGCAAUCGGAGAGCGUGGAGUUGCAAGACAACUUGCUGGCCAUGUUCAGUGCUGACAAUCUCCCGUUGCGUCAAUGGACCCCCAACAAGGAGGAUAUGGAUGUAUUGUUGAGCUGGUUCGAGUGCUUCCCAUUGGCGAAGGUGCUGCAUAAGGUAGCCGCGCAUCUGCUGUGUAGCAUUUACUACGGCGAGAACAGCUCUGGUCAACUCGCUGUACCGCGGGAGUGGCAGCUCGAGAUGGUGCGAAAGAUCGUCGUUACCUGCCGGCGGCUCGCCGAGACGAUCUACGUGGACAAGUCGGCGCCGGAUUACCUGGAUUUUGCCAAGUUCGAGAUACGCUGUCGUACUAUUCUGAUGCAUUGUCGUGUGCAUGCAAUGGACCAGCCGACGGCGGAUGUGCAGCGCACACUGCAAGACCCGGCCCGUGCACUCGAUGAACGCUUCGUGCGCCACCUGUCCGACGAGCCGACCCUGCACUCGGGCAUUGCCGCGCGAUGCAGCGUUUCAUCACUUGCCGCGCUGCUCAUUACCACCACCGGCCAUUGGGUGCCCAUAUUUUGUCUCGAGGGGUUGCCGUUGUUAAAAACACUCUACACGCCGAACGAUCCCAGAUUUGUGAUUCGCUGCCUCGAGUUGGUUGUACCGUUGGUUGCCUCCUGUCCCUGGUCACUGACGGGGAACGAUCAGUUUUUGCAGCUGAUGCGACCGCUCAUCCAGCAGGAUAGCAAUCCACCGGCGUCGAAUGCCGGACGCGAGCGUCCCAGCCUGCGGGCCAUGGUGCUAACCCAGAUCAGCCAGUACCGUCGCUACGGGUUCUUGUCACCGGCAGUUCUGGUCAAGUUUUGGUCAGAAUGCAUCGUGCGCGCGUCCAAGGAUAUUGCCACCGAUUUGGCGGGCUUGAGUCUGUUAAACGAGGUGGCGUGCUCCGCUCUCAAGCACCGCGACGCAUGGGCACAAAUGCGUCAAACACUGACGCCGAUGCUGAAGGACCCUGCAAAUCCACCCCGGCGCACGAGGCCACUGGUAGAUAAGAUCGCUAGUAUGUUUAGUCCCGUCCCAUCACCACCAGCGCUGUUUCUCGAAAUGUCGGUAGAUCACAUUGCACUCGUGUUGCUGGCGCUCGAGAUCGAGCAUGAUCAGAUGGAGGUUAAAACGGGCCUAUGGCCGGAGCUGCUGUACAAGCUGGAUGCCGACAGCUCGCUGGCGAUACAGCCGGCGCUCGCGCAAGUAGGCGCAGCUCUGCAGCUGCAAUACACACCCGUACCGCACAUGCUGGUCCUGUACAAGGCGGCCCGUGUGAUUUCGCAAGCCGAGCCGGCCCAUCCACUGUUUCCGCUGCUUUGUCAGCGAUUCUUUACCAUCCUGCUGGCGCGCCACGAGAAGGACGUUCCCGUGUACGGUGUGGCAGACCGGCUGCUGACGGUGGACGUGCCGCUGGUGGUGGACGUAAAGAAGCGUCUGCAUUGGGCCGAGGCACACUAUGCCAACCUCCAGCGCGACUCAUCCAGCGCGACGGGCCGGAGCGUGCGGGCGUUGUAUGCACGUUUGCAAAGCACCUUCCAAAUGUUCGCCCAUUGGCUGGCGGAUCGGCAGCUCAACGGAAUGUCGGCCGCCGAUCUAGACCGGCUUCCAGCGCAGUACUGCGUGCCGCGGCUGAAAAUGGCCUUCGCUGGCAAACAGGAUUUGUGGCUAGACCUGGUCGACUCCAGCGUACAGACAACGAAGGAAUCCCAAGCCCAGAAGCAGUGGAUCGCCGCGUACCGUAAGGGCAUGCAGCUUCCGGCGGCGGGUGCGCUGGCAGACUGUACCGCAGCAGCCAUCCGGCCUGCUGCGGACAAACGCGAGGCUGUGUUCCAACGACGGCUGGAGGGUUACAACAAACCUGCUCCGAUUCCGGAAGUAACCUUGGUCGAUAUGAAGUUGCUUCAGGCGGCGUUGAACCUUCCGUUCAACCAGCGGACGGAACUGAUUCUGAGCGGACUGCGAAAAAUCGAUCAGCACACGGAGCGCUUGUACUGGCGUACCAUCGCCGAGUUCAAGCGCUUAAAGCAAGAGAUCCUCGAGAAGACGAAGAUUCUCUACACGAACGAGCCGGGCACCGCGCGCGAGCAUGCGAAGUGCUCGAUCAUGUGCGAGGGGGCCGGAACGGUACACAUUCCAGUGCAGGUUGCCACGCGCAACGAACACAUCGUGCAGCGGCUGGAGGACGAUCGGCGCGACCUGGCGUCGACGGUGGAGGCGGCGAUCUACCUGCCGCCCCUCGUCAUGGACGAGAUCGUGCAGUGUCGUAUGCUGUGGAAGUCGUUGCUGUUAGACCUAACGCCCAACGAGGAAAAAUCGGUGCUAUGUAACAAGAUGGCGUGCAUGAUGAAACUCCUGCGGACCGCGUUCGAGAUGCUGCGAGAAGACUCCGCCGACCACCUAAACUACGCGGUGAAAGAUAGUUUUCUGCAGUGUUUUAAAUCGUACCCGGAACUGGCCUAUACGGAGGUAGCCACUCUGCUCAAAACAACCUUCAAACAGCGCCGGAAGCCACCGACCACCGUCACGGACCUGUUGCACGUUGAAGACAUCCCGAUGGGGCCAAUGAAAGCGAUCUACGAUGUGUUGACGACCUGCAUCAACAGGAAAAAGCAGGCUUUGUUUAUUCAACUAUUCGGAGCCGACGGGUUUGAUAUAUCCCACUGGCUUACGAACGCAAACGCAGAUGCGUCGGACAUUGCCAGCUUCAUCACGUUUACAUCGCGGCCGUUGUUAAUGGAAGGAGAGGACAGUCGUGGUGGAACGGAGGCGGCCCACAUCUACGAGAGGUUUUAUCGGAUCGUGGUAAAACAUACGAUCCUGCUGGCAUUCCACGCGUUCCCGGUGAACUUCUGCCCGGUACUUAUGAUUAUGCUGACCGCAGUGUGCGGGAAGACGGCGACAUCGCCGAUGAUACUGCAAGAUCUGGUUAACGUCAUUCGCAUAAAGUUGGACAUGGCGCCCAUUUUCCAGCCGAUGGCCGACGCCGACCUACGAGUGGCACACUGGGAGAUGGCCACGGUAAACAGCGCCAGCAAGGAACCGUUAAUCCGAAUGGCUGAUAGUGUCAUCGAAAUGCUCACUAAAUAUUUCGGCAAUCAGCGUGGUAAGAUCAGCGAUGCUAGCGGUCUAUACCCGCAUUACCAGCAUCGGGUAAUGGAGGUGGCGUCGCUGUUCAGUGCCUUCGCGCACAUCUACUGCAUGGAGCAGGCAAAGCACAAUAAUUUGCGUCGUCAUACGCUUAAUACCGUAUGCGGAUUGUUCGAGCCAUGGUUGGUCCCCUAUACGGUAAAGAAUGCUAAAGGGGAUUCGUGGCUUAUCAUGCCAUGGAAUAACGAGGGCGCCAAAUUGGCCUCGCACAUGCUCAACACGAUGGUCCAAGUGUUCCUGUCGAUGAUGAAAAUGGCGGAGAAGAAUUCAAAGUCUGUCAUAGAUAGCGAUGAAAUAAUCUUCUACGUGUUACAGUGGUACAGUGAACACUUUAGUGGCUUGCCAGUGACGGAAACGGUGCUGCAACCGGUGCAUGCAGCUUUGUUGAAGCUACCUUGGGAUAACCUGCUGCCUGCGAGUCGCCUUGUUUCGUGGCUCAACAAUGUGGUUAAGCUCAAUAAGCCGGAGCAGAUCAAAUUCGCGUGUAACGUGUUUAUAGGCUGCGCGUGGACGCAAUUCCAUAGCGACUGGCUAAACGAUACGGAUAGAACGCGCUAUAUUCUACUUAUAUUCUGUGUAGACAUGGCAUGCGAUUUCACAGUGCGUCAUGACGAGCAGCUCGAACACGCCGUCGCGAAGGUGCUGGGUGAUAUAGCGCAACUACCAUGGGCCAACAUGCCCAGCCCGGACUUGGAAACGGUCAUUGAUUAUUACACAUUCAUCGCUCAAUCCAGCAUCGUGCUGCGUUCACCAACGGCCCCACAUCGCCAGCUAAAUGAGGCCCUCAUUGAGCUGUUGGAGGUUGUAUCGGGUGUGAGCAGCAAUUCGAUAAACCCUCUGAAGGUGGAUUCCGACGGUACCGUCAAGCGUGCGGUCUACAUCCGAACUGCCAUGCGCCAGUUGGCGGAAGUUGCAGCGAUACCCAAUAAAACGGCAGCGGUAACGAAUGUCAAGCUGCAGGUUGCUGAAACCAUGCGUACCAUACUCGGCAUUGUCAUUCGGCCGUUGAAGGCCGUCCUCCCGGAGGACAACACAGACGCCCAUGUCCAAGUGCAGCUGCGCGAGGCACGGGCCUUACUUACCGCAAUGGUGAUGGGUAUCCGCGAACACACGUCCCUACACCAACCAUUUUCCACCGCGCUCAUCGAACUGCUGACGUCCGACACCCACGCUUCCAUUCGCAAGCCGUUGGCGCAUGGAUUGCUGGGUGUUAUGAAGCUUUUCGCUGAAAGAACGGCCAACCUAAUGGCUCUUAUGGAGGUAACUCUGUUCAGCUGCCUGAACGCAUCGGCAAAUGUUGUAGAGGGCGGCACGAUUUCGUGGGAGCAGGCACUGGAGCUCGUUAGCGAAAAAGUCGCCAAGAUAUGGGCACCACCGUUGCUGGCCGGCGAAGGGCAUGUCCUUUGCCUACAGCUGCACUUUUUGGCUCAUUGGCGCGAUGCCGCUGCCAUCUCCCAGGGGACAUCGGCGAAAAAGCACAUUCAGCUGCGACAACUGCUACGACACAUAAAAAAUGUGAAUAAGGAAACGGAUGUGUACCACAUCUAUCCGCUCUGGGUCACCAUGAUGUACGGGUUGCUCACACUGGCACCUACGACGGACACAGCAUUCAUGAACGAGUUGGUGGAAAACUUCCGCGAGUAUCUCUCGCUUAUCGGGCAGCAGUGCUCGCCACGCGGCUGGUUUGGCGGGUUCAUGCACACGCUGAUGGCAGGAAAGAAGAUACCGGCCGUAUCCCACCGCACCAUUGCUCUGGGGUUAAACUGCUGCAUUAGCAUCGCGUACCGGACACUGCAAGCAACUGAGAAAGAAGGUAGCGACAGCGGAGCUGCAUCGGUGGAUCCAACAGACACUCUGCGAUCGUUGACCGCGGAACCAGAUGCCGUUCCGCUUCGCGAACAAAUCGAAGAGCUGGUGGAGAGUCUUCCGCCCCAGCUUGAGCUCGACGCGACGAUGGCCCUGGCUGUCAAGAUUUGUAAUACCUUCGAUUCCCGUGCGGCGCAAAUUCUUUCCACCGUCCUCCACGCCUUGGGGGGUCAUUAAAUGACAUGUCAUCAUAUGCUUAGCUUUACUAUAAUCAAAUCAAAAACAUUCGUCCGGCGACGAAAGACAGGGGGCCUUAAGGAAGUAGCGUGACAGAGGGUAGAUUUAUGAACUAUUACCAAGCCAUCUUACUAGGCUGACGAUGUGAUUUGAGCCAUACUAGUGAUAGUAGACACCCGUGUUUGCACAUUGUUGGCGCAACACUUGAUCUUUUUCAUAUAUAGAACUGAUUUUAUAUCAUAUUAAACGACAUGAAUUAAGUCGUUUGAAUUAUUUCUCCCUUAUGGGAGAUUCUUUUAAAUUGGUUGAUUUUUUCAUAUUUUACGACGAAUAAAAUUAAACGGCGGACACCAAA